This is a messenger RNA of Exophiala oligosperma, 1810 nucleotides long. RefSeq lists its product as uncharacterized. The transcript is spliced from 4 exons. NCBI's taxonomy places the organism in Eukaryota, Fungi, Ascomycota, Eurotiomycetes, Chaetothyriales, Herpotrichiellaceae. Bases 823 to 1581 code for a protein of 252 amino acids. The record is from RefSeq and is a predicted model, not a curated record.
UGACUUGUGGUGUGACAGGUUAUAAGACUUUUUUGCUCUUUGACCUCAUUUUAUUAUACCCAGCUGUCACAUUUUCAUAGCUUCUUGGGUCUCUUUUGAUGGUCUUUGUUGAUACUUUGAGAAGCUCUGACCUUUUUAUUUUGCCGCAAAACAUUCUAACCAGAGGGUUGUGGAUGCUUGAGGAUUGACCAUACAGUACGCAGGUUACCGAUCAGUAUAUAAAGAAGAUUGGACUCGCCCAAAAACGACAGUAUGUAGCACCUGCUUCUUGUUACUCCCAUCGUAUCUUGACUCGGCCGGACCGUUUCAAUUUCCUUAGAACCCAAAAAAAAGAAUCGUAUCUUGUGAAACUUGCUUGAAUACCUACCUGACUUUGCGGGAUCUUACACUGGCUGUUUGCCCCGGCUUUUACUUGUACACUUGUCUAAACCAAUCAACAAAACUCGAGAGUCUCUCAAACAGACUACCACUGCUAUUCCAUCUUGUUGCUUUUCAUCCAAAUCUCAAUCACCAUUCCAUUGGCCUAGCCAUUGUCGCAGGUAAGCAAGUGCUGGCCCACUUCAUGACAGGUCUGAGCUCACAGACGGAAACUCGUUCGGGGAGGGGAGUCUAGACGAACUGUCCCAGUGAAGAGACCAAGUACUCAUCCAUGUGCUGGAUAUCUUGACUUGACCCAACUCAUCUAGCAUAACUCCUUUAUCUUGGGAAUGUACUGACUAUGAUGAUGUCUAGGCCUCUUAAUUAUCAGUCCUUAUUGUCCUAGAGACCUCUUACAUAUCAUUUCCUACAAUAUUCCAAUCUUUAUCCUACAAAACCAUCAAAAUGGUUUCCACCACAAUUACCUUUAGCAAGGCCGAUGUGCAAGCCCCGGUUUAUAUCGCCGGGGCCUUUUCAGAAUGGUCACCAGUGGAGAUGACCUGCGAAAAGCUUGAAAACGGUCAGAACAAGUUCACGCACGCCGCCGAACUUCAACCUGGUAAAUACCAGUACAAGUUUCGCCUUGGUCCUGGAGACUGGUGGGUCCUAGAUGAAUCAACGUCGACCGAAAAUGACGGAUCAGGAAACGUCAACAAUGUCCUAACCGUCGACCCCGAACAAACUCAAGAGUCAACUCUUCAGCAAAGCGAAGGUGAAAGCGAAGACAUUGGCCAGGCUCCAAUUGCCGCUACUGCUGCUGCUACUGCUGCCAUUACCGCUCCUGCUGCUGCUGCUGCUGCUGCUGCUACCACAGCCAGUGCUACUGUGUCCGACACUGUUGCUGCAAUGGAGGACGAACUCCGUGUCCAGCCAGAAGGCACACCAGAUGAACACGACGUCCAUAAAGAGGCUUCCAUCCCGGAUUUUGCACCUCCUCCUUAUUCAGCAGAAGAGCAUAAAAUACCUCUGAUCUUGGAGACUGACAACAAACCUGUCCCAGUGACGACAAAGGUUGCAGAUGUGGUGCAGAGGAGCUCACCCGAGAGUGAAGCUUUGCUGCCUCAACCCAACAAAGGUGGUGGUGUCCUGGCGAAGAAUAGGGUGCUAUUAGUAGCUGUGGUCGUAGCUAUACCUGUGGCUGUCUCAUUCUUCUUACGUCGAUAGGGCAGGUGUGUCAGGGGGAGUUUGCUGUACGAUUUGAAGCCGUUUUAAUAUCUCGUGGAUUGUCCUUGCGUUUUUGUUUUUGGUCUUUUGCCAUGUGGUUGAGGCGAGAAUAGUAAUUGAAACCUUUGAUUGUGAUGACGUGUUUGUCUUUUUUGUUCCUUGAAUUGAUAGUUCUCAUUGUUAUCUUGACUGUGUACUACUCAUACUGAAUUUGAUACCUUGUGUGUUG